AUGUGCAUUGUUGUACCAUUCCUUCAUUCGUAAAUUAUUACCAUCGUUGCAUAGCAUAAAUUAUUAAAAUAAUUUCGAUAAGAAAAUGGUGUUUCUAAAGGAUUGGGAAGAUUUUGAAAUUGCCGCAGAGAAUAUGUACUUGAAAAACUCAUCGAAUUGUAGAUAUUCAAUGAAAUAUAUCCAUUCCAAAGGACAAUUAUUACUAAAACUGACUGACAAUGUCAAGUGCAUCCAGUACAAAACGGAGAUUAUGCCCGAUUUGAAGAAGAUCGAAAAAUUCACCGGAAAUUUAGCAGCUCAUAUGGCAUCGAACGAAUGAAAAUGAAAUGUGACUUGGUGUGCGAUUUUUACAUUUAUUUCCCGUUUCAAUAAGUAUUUUAUUUGAAUUUUAAUGUAAAUACUUACAAUACAUCUUUCUACAUAG
Bradysia coprophila is the source of this 424-nucleotide messenger RNA. RefSeq names its product signal recognition particle 9 (gene Srp9). Gene Ontology annotation, molecular function: 7S RNA binding. The record is from RefSeq and is a predicted model, not a curated record. Gene Ontology annotation, biological process: negative regulation of translational elongation; SRP-dependent cotranslational protein targeting to membrane. NCBI's taxonomy places the organism in Eukaryota, Metazoa, Arthropoda, Insecta, Diptera, Sciaridae. Gene Ontology annotation, cellular component: signal recognition particle, endoplasmic reticulum targeting.